AUGACUUUGGAAGCUUUUGAGCUUUUAAUCGGUAAAGUUGUACAGACAGACAGUUCGGGCACAAUCCUUGAACCGCUUGCGCCGGCGACGGCGGCCGCAAAACUUUGUUUUACAGGACUACUUUUCUUCUUGUUUCAAGAAAUAAAUAGGUUGCGGGCGGGGCGGGGCGGAGUGGGCGCGGCGUGCGCGCGCAUCCCUGCGUCCGUCUCGUCCUUCGGCGGGCACACUCUGCCUCCGCAUAGUCCGCGAACCGCGCCUCGACUACCGCCCGUCUCGGAAAUCUCUCCGGCACCCACCGUACGCACCGCGGGCAAAACUUUCGCUGUGCGCCGAAAACCCUGUGCUGUGUCAGUGAAUCCGUGA
Leptosia nina is the source of this 363-nucleotide messenger RNA. Lineage: Eukaryota; Metazoa; Arthropoda; Insecta; Lepidoptera; Pieridae. The record is from the annotation of a GenBank genome assembly.